AUGAGGCUUGACCAUUUGAUCAUCUUGUCUGGCCUUAUCAACCGCCAUCAAGACUGGCUCCUUCCUCGGUUCCUUCCUGGGCCACUCGCGCCUUCCUCACCUCCUCGCUCAAGGCAGAUCGGAAGAACGCGCAUUCGUGACUGCUUCGCUCGGCUCGGCUCCGCUCCUGGCCACUCCGGCUCGAUACUUCUUUCUCUGAGCCGACCUCUCGAUGUUCCAUCCUUCGUUUUCUCCCUCCCACCAUCUCACUUCGUUUCUAACUCCAACAGAGCAACCUUGAUCUUUCUCGUCAAUGACAAGCGAGACUCCUGGAUUCUGGGUUUCUUGCUCUUUCACAAGUCGUCCAGAUGUCUACGUACCAUGGGGUCACUCAGAGUACAUGAGCACGUCCCUGACAACACCGUCCAUUCGUUGCCAGAGGGCAAGCAGAUGACCUUCUCCCCGCUCGCCACCUCAUCCUGCGUCUUCCAGUUCGCUUUGCAAAAAUUGAUGAUUGAGAAGUCUCAGUGUAAGUGCGAUUGUUCAAGAACCUCCCGUAUGAUAAUUGAGGAGCCUUCUUGGUGUCUCUCGGGAAAGCCCCAUGCCCUCCCCCACCAAAUUAUGGCCGACGCCCAGUUCGACUUGGAUGCAACGCAACCUCACCUUCGGUUAUCCUUGCGCCCUCCUGAGGCUUUGGUUGUAACUUUCCUCCAGGCGCAGCAGUCAAGCCAAUUGAGUCUCUUGAACUGUCCUUCCUUGGCUGUGUUGCGUGAUCGUGCAUGCAUAACGAAUGGCAGACACGUUCUCAAAACACCCCAUGGCAAAAUGGAGGCAGUCUCAGCGGCGGCCAGCAUCGCUGGGCUUCUCUCCGUCGCCGGCCAUGUCGUGAAUGGUCUCAUCAAACUCAAUGGAUUCGUACAGGCUGCAAAGGAAAUGGACAUUCGAACCGAGUCCUUGAAUGCCAAAGUUGGGCUUCUUUCUGAGACCUUAGAAGACAUAAAGGCUUUGCUCCAGGUCUAUGAAAAAAACCUUGCCUCGAUUAUCGAGACAUCUUGGGAGCCGAACAUUUCUACACUCCGAUCACAUCUCGUUCGCUGCGGAAAGGACCUCGACGAAUGGUCCAAGUCGUACAAGAGCGUCGGGAAGUCAACAUCGAAGCGACGGAAGUUCCUAGACAUCAUUCAAAACAAGCGCCUUCGAGGCAUCUCGGAUAUGGAAAUUAAAUUGACGGCUCACCGCUCCCAAUUGAUUUUUGACCUCAGUGUUUUGAAUGCCGCCUCUUCUAUGGCAGGGCUGGCGAAGAUUGACGCUGUUCAAGAAGGUUUACAUCAGCUCACGGAGCUCAGCUUACAAUCAAACGCCACGAAUGACGAGUCAUUGGCAUCCGCGGCAGAGGAAUCAGCCGUUCAGAACCGAAAAUUGAGGGACCAUAUCUCAACCGCUGCGAGUGAUCGACUAAGGCAGCUUGAGAACCAAAUCGAAGCGCAUCGUUUAGAGACUCGACAGUCGCUCACGGCCAUAAGCGACAGUAUAUAUGGCCUGGCAAGCUCAAUCAGCAGCUCUAUUGAGCAGCUCAGUCAACCGCAUUCUCAGACGGGUUCAAUGAGAAGAUUGAGUUACUCUUCUCAAACGGAUGGCAGUCACGACGGUGAUCUUCAAGACUUCUUGGGUACUUCAAAAACAUCCAGACCAAUAAGGACAUUUUGGUCCUGCGGCUCGGCAAUUGGAAUGGACGAAUACUUUGUUGCCGGCCAUAACGAGGAUUUGGUCCACUGCAUAUUUUGUCUACAACGCUUCGACAUCAACGAAUCGCAACAGCAAGCAAUGCAUGUCGUAAACGUUCACGCACCAGCUGCCUGUAAUCAGGGAAAGCUCUAUAUCUCCUUAUCAGAUUUCAAGUUUCAUUUAUGCGAAUGUCAUUCUGCCCAACAUCUUGAGGGCUUACCUCAAACUUUGGACUCGCAGCCGACCUCAAUGUAUGUUGAGAAACAGAUAUGUCAACUGCUUUCGGAAACCGAGUACGUUGAAAAACGCCUGGGAUCGUACAUACAUGCAUUCAGAGACAUGAAUCAAGUUAUUGAGAGGAUUGCUCAUCGUGUUUUUUGGGUGCAAGACCCGCCACAGCAGCUAAUCCAGGUGCUUUAUAAGGCAGCGGUACUAGAAGAGAAGUUGAACGUUAACUUCAAUCGGCCAUUCCCCCGAAGCUGGGCUCCUAUACCAGAAGACAUGAUCAGAGGGGGUACUAGGUGGACCGGAGAGAGCUUGUGUUCCACCCCACAUCAUAACCUACGAUGGUUCGUCAAAGACACCGCGAUUCGCCAAGCAGGAUGGCGUAAGCUUGACAGUGAAGAGCAACAAUCCUCGUGUACCGAAUGUCGGGGCGCUGCAACUUAUCGUACCUUUGAAGAGGCAGCGUCACAUCUGCAACGGCAGCACUUCAAAAUUCCAGGACUUCCGCCUACCAAGGCUGACUUGCGAGCAUUUUGUCACCAGUAUCAGCCAAACAAAUUCAACGGAUGGCUCGAAUCUCAAUGGAGAGACGAUCUGGUGCCCCUAGUCGCUAGUUUGAACCACAGGACGCCAAGCCUACAAAAGAUAUACCAGUGGAAGUUGGGAACACUCGCCCGGUCGGACCAUUUUAUCACCAUGCUGUGGCACGAAGCUGUUGUUGGCGAUCGCAAAAGAAUGCUUCUUUCCUCGAUCGAUGGGGCAGGCAAGUUCCUGACGAUCCUCAAGGAUGCCUUUCCAUGGGACGGCUUAGUACAUUCUAUACCAGACAAUUCGAGCAAGAUGGACAUUGACGAGGAAGAUGAAAACUCAUCUUGGACAAGAAGCGACGGUGCGGUGGAUUUCAACUUGUCAGAAACGGUAUCGAGAGAAGAGGAACGGUCCUAUGAACCGCCUCUUGCAAGAUUCGUCAAUUAG
Messenger RNA from Colletotrichum lupini, 2904 nucleotides. RefSeq lists its product as uncharacterized. Lineage: Eukaryota; Fungi; Ascomycota; Sordariomycetes; Glomerellales; Glomerellaceae. Bases 1 to 2904 code for a protein of 967 amino acids. The record is from RefSeq and is a predicted model, not a curated record. The transcript has 12 exons.